UGGAAAUACUAUAUAUAAACUGAUGAAGAUGCUCACUUUAUCAAGACCAGUUUCAAGUACGGAUCGUUUAUUCGAUUUCAGUGUUAUUUUAAAGUUUUGAAGAUGAAGGCCGUACUACUGGUGUGUGUGCUGGCUGCGCUGGCGGUGGUGCAGGCGUCCGUGGUCAGAGCUCGACCCGGGACCAGGGCUAACCUCAACCUCGGCGUCGCCGGGGUUGGCGACAGACUGCUGCACAGACAAUACCUCUACCAGCCAGCGAUCCCGAACACAGUGCAGUAUCAGGAUCUGGUCUACCGGGGUAAUAGUACGACAAGAAUCAGUGUUAUCCAGGCCUACGAAGUGGGUUCUACUCAGUACGCCAGUGUUUGGCUGAUCUCAGGAGGGAUUGGCCGCAACAACGCGACUCUCAGGGUGCAGUCAGCGAGGGGUUACGGGUACUACUACCAGGUUGGUAUCUGGGGACGAUAAGACUUAAUAAAUAAGUUAUGUUCAA
This is a messenger RNA of Pectinophora gossypiella (pink bollworm), 493 nucleotides long. RefSeq lists its product as uncharacterized. The coding region runs from base 103 to 468 and encodes 121 amino acids. Lineage: Eukaryota; Metazoa; Arthropoda; Insecta; Lepidoptera; Gelechiidae. The transcript has 3 exons. The record is from RefSeq and is a predicted model, not a curated record.